ACGCGUGUUGAAUGUUUGAGUGGUGGCUGUUUGAAGUUGUGAUAGAAGCUGAAGUAGGCCAUGAGAUGUGUGUGACAUAUACAAACUUCCGUUAAUGACAGUGAAUGUGUACCUAGGAAAUGGUAGUUGGUGUAACAUGGUUUGCGAUAGUUGUUGUGCUUUGUUGUCUCCUAACUCUAUUUUCAGAUGUUACAAGGAAGAUGAAUAAUGUACAUUAUGGACAACAAACCGAUAAUUACAUAUUCUGGAGAUAAAGCAUUGGUUUCUAGUCUUGAAACCCUGUUAGAGAAAGGAAUUCCUCAAGAAUCUACGGAGUGGAAGAGAUCAUAUGGAAGAGCCGUUAAAAGUGUAUUUAUUGAAGCCAAAUUUAUUCCUUUUUCGAAGGAAAUAUUGCCGAAAGACUCAGAUUGGCACUUGACUAAGCAACCAAUCUUCCAUACAUUUUGGACAGAUUGUUCUGACGUAGAUGUGUACAAAACUUCCGUUCGUGAUGACAUUGAGAACUGGAUGAAAAUUCUAAACCAGCAUAACAUUCACGACUGGUUAAUUGUGCUUGUCGAAACUUAUGAUGUAAAGAAAACUAACAAAUUGCUACUUAGAACGUCCGUAUUGGACAAAAUUAGAAGUGACUUUGCAUCGAAACAUGCUGACAGGUGUUUAUCUGUCAUUAAUCCUAUUCGCUCAGAGUCCCGUUCUGCUGAAUCUUGGCGGGGUAUGUUGACAAGAAUUAGAGUACUGGUUUUGGCAGCAUACAAUAGGACAUUGAUAAAGUUUGAAGAAGUAAUUAGGGAACAGAGAGAACGAAGAAAUGAGCCUGGAUGGAACUUCUGUCAUUAUUUUCUUUUGCAGGAAGAAUUAGCAUUUGUGCUUCAGAUGCUUGGUUUACAUGAUGAAGCACUAGUACAAUAUGAUGAGUUGGAUGCCUUAUUUACUCAGUUUGUCUUGAACUCAAAUGUUGGAGACACACCUGCAUGGCUUAGUGACUUCCAGAAGCCGUUUGAUAGUUGGUCCAGCAUUGUUUUGAGCAAACAGCUGGAUGUGGGACGGCGGUGUCUACUUACGGAGUGCAGAAUUUCUUUGCUAGACUUUCGUGGCUACCUGUUUUCACGUCAGAGUGCAAUGCUCCUGCUGUUACUCCGACCAGGAGAGUUAGCAAUGCGUGCACUUCAGUUCCUACACAUGUGUAUCAGAGAGCUGGAAAUCCUAGAAAUCUCUACACCACCAGGUGCUGUAGCAUGCUGGGUCUUCCUUUGUUGUCUUGAAGUCUUGCAGACAUGUGAGAGUUGCCCAGGAAGUACAGAUUGUGAUAGUGGUGAUUCCUAUCCAGUGCAUGCAGCAAGCCUCUGGGCCUAUGCCCGUGAUAAGCUGAGAGAACUGGGUGAAUUGUGUGGACUUACGCCGGGUUUGGAACCUACAAGUGAGCAGCUUCAUACUGUAGUGCUACUUUCAGCUGGUAUGGGAGAUCCACCUCCAGGCAUCAAACAGCCAACGCCCACUGACAAACUGAAAGAAGCUCUUUCAUCAAAAGAAGCUUUUAGGAAACAUUAUCUGGAGCUUGCUGAACUUGCAAUGGGGACAUUCAAACAUAUUGGUAGAUUUCGUUCAGCUCGCAUGGUUGGCAGAGAUCUUGCUGAUUUUUAUAUAAAAAUGGAGGAGCCACAUAAAGCAAGUGUUUUUCUUGCUGAAGCAUUUUUACAGUAUGAAGAGGAAGGCUGGUUGAAGUUAGCAGCUGAAACACUGUUGGAACUUGCUUCGUGUUAUAAGAAGACUGAUAUAGUUGACAGGUUUAUCAGAACCUGUGCAAAAAUUGCAGGUGCAAAAGAUCUGAAUUGUCAGACCAGAAUAUUCUAUUUUGAUGAAAUGAUGAGUGCGCUUAUAAAAUUUAGUAGUGAAAAUCCAGUAACUACACAGUUGUCUGAUGCCUUUCAACUUAACAGAGUUGAAAUAAUAAAAGCAAGCAAACCAAUUAUUAAACAUUCAGUUGUGGAAGUAGAGUUUGAGGUGGAGAGCUUACUGCCUAAGGAGGUGUGCUGCAAGAGAGCAUCAGUCCUAGUAAAUGAAGUUAGAGAAACUUUGAGGCAAAGUGGGCUACCAGAUCCUCGUCCCCAUGAGAUGGUUUCUGAGAAAAAAUCAAAGCAGCAUAGUGAAGAUGCUAAAGCAUCUUUAAAACUUGUAGAUAGGUACAUUAAACCAGAAGCAAAUAGUGAAAUCGCUCAGAAGUUGGCUAUGCUGGAACAUCUAGAUUAUAAACAGGACAAAAAUCUUGCUUCCGCCAGCGUUGUUGCGAAAAACCCAAAACAGUUCCUCAGGAGGACAGAUAGUCAAGGAAAAUAUAAGAAAGUAAAUGCAGCAGUAAAAAGUGAUUUUAUAUGCGAGUUCAGUUUAGACAAUUUCACUUUAUAUCCUGGAGUCAACACAUUUGUAUUGAAAGGAAAGGCCCAACAAAAGGGAAUUUAUCAGCUUGGUCAGUUGUCUUUAAUGGUGGAAGGAAAACUGGAGUUUCUGUCACCUAUCAUAUUACCUCGCUUAAGCUUUAGAGUAGUAAGGGAACCUUCAUCAGUUAGUCUUAACAAAGGUGAAAAGGAUCUGCUCGCAGGACUGGAACAAGAGAUGGUACUCACAGUUUCGUCAGGAAGCUUUUCCAUUGAUGAGGGAACAUGCAUUCGAUUAAGAACUUCAAGAGGCUUGUGUAUGCAGUUAAAGGACAGCAGCGAACCUCUCUCAAAUGAGGUGACUGUUUCUCUACCUGAAGCACAGCCAUUUGAAACAAAGUCAAUGCUCAUGAAGGUAUUGGCUGACAUGCCUCCAGUGAAGGACAACACUGCUGUAGAGCAUAAGGUGAGCUUGCAUUUACCUUGGACAUCAGAAGAGAAGAAUAUUACUCUGCACUUUCAGCCAUCUUUCAAGACAUCAUGCCGUCUUUACACAGAACAUGCUAACAAAUUCAUUCAAAUUGUUGUAUGUGGUCUAAACCAGCAGAUGAUUGAAUUGAAGGAUCCAGAGCUCGUAAUUAAGGGGAAUAAAGAUCAUUCAUUGCUUUCCCAUAAUCCUACUGCUGGGCAGAAACUAGUGAUAAAAACUGGACUAAAGUGUUCAUUUUUAUGGGGGCUAGUGCUUGGUGACACUGAUGAUACACCGCCUAUCAAGACAGAGUUUUCAAUCAAAUAUAGCCCCAUAAUUGAUCCACUGAAACGAAUGAGUAGUCCAGAAUUCAAACCAUAUUCUUGUAGCUUUGAAAUAAAAGAUUACAAGACACUGUAUGAAGUCAAAUCACAGGUUGAACCUUUAAAAGGGAACGAAUUUUGUCGGGCAGGCAGCAUGUGCCAUCUCCAACUGCAUGUCCGCCGAAUUAAUCCUAGUUCUCAUAACUCCUUAAUGUAUGAAGUACUUGCUGAUCAAACUAUUUGGGCUGUGUGUGGAAGAACAGCUGGUGUUAUAUCUUUAGAAGACUCAGAUAAACAGAGUGUAACAUUGGAUGUUAUGCCUCUGAUUGGAGGAUAUCUACCACUGCCAUCAGUUCGCCUGUCUAAGUACAUCCCUGCAGAAAAAAAGUCACCAGGAACAAAAGUUCAAGGUCAGAAGAACAAAAUUGAUGUGUCUCCUGUUCACCCAAGAUUGGAACCUUUCAGCCCAGGGCAAGUGUAUAACAGCAGCAGUGGUGAACAGAUUCAUGUUCUGGCUGCAGUAACACCAGCAAUGUUACUGGAUUCUGCAAUUCAUCAGUAGUAAAUUCUUUUUAUACAAAUUUCUUGCCAUGAGAAGUGGGAAAAUUUGCUGUCACAGAGUACUUUAUUAGCAUCUAGUUCAUGUUGAGGAAAUAUUGGUGUAACAAUGGCGUAACAUCAGAAACUUUACUCAUUACCUACUGCUUGUCCAUUGCACUUCAGAUUAAUACUCAGAGAUCUGUGCAACAUUUUCAUAACUUCUUUCGAGACACUAUGUGCCUUUUUCUGGCUAAACUAACUAAUUCCAAACCUAACUGGUUGUACACUUUAUAGAAAUCUGAAAAUGGAACUGACAGUUGAAUUUGCAUAUGCAUUGUGGAAUUUGUACGACCCCUAAUCUCCAUGUUGUGUUGAUACAUUACAAAAGAAGUUUCCAAAAAGAGCAAUUUUAGUAUAGUUAGUAGCUUUGCAAUAAUGCAGAAUGUGCAAUGGUAUCAGGACCUAAGAACUUUCAAAGUUAUAGUUCUGAAAGUGUGUGCCACAACUAUUUGUGCCAAUGUUCUACUGUAAAGUGGCAGGCAUGAAACAAUGAACUAGUUUUAAUGUUACUGUAACAUUUGUUUAUGCCUCAUAUGUGAACAAACAGUGUGUUCAUUAGCAGUGUAUGAUCUUAAUAUUAGUGUUACUGUAAAAAGUACAAAUGUACGAUGCAGGAGUGUGUGCAAAAAGUUACUUUGUUUAUGAAUAGACCUAUGCUAUAUGACUUGACAAAUACUCAGUGUUUUAUUUUCAUGCAAUUAGUGUCAUCUUUCAUUUAAGUUAAUGGAGAUAUUUACAUCAUACUCAGAUUCAUCAUUCUGUAUAAAUUUCUUCAUGGACCCUCACUGACUGUCCCUAAAUAUAAAUAGAGUGUGAGAAAAAAAUGAUUUUCCAUGGCAAAAAAGGUCUUAGAUGUGCGUUGACCAUGACUUUUGAUAUUACCUCUCUGCAAAUAUAGGUAAAAUUUAAAGAAUGAUAUUAUGCAGUAUGUGCAACUGCCUUGUAAAUAUUCUCGAAUGUAUUAU
Molecule: messenger RNA, 4729 nt
Organism: Schistocerca cancellata (South American locust)
Lineage: Eukaryota; Metazoa; Arthropoda; Insecta; Orthoptera; Acrididae
Gene: SIDL
Product: trafficking protein particle complex subunit 10
Exons: 20
Coding region: 208-3726 (1172 amino acids)
Biological process (GO): early endosome to Golgi transport; intra-Golgi vesicle-mediated transport
Cellular component (GO): TRAPPII protein complex
Source: RefSeq, a predicted model, not a curated record